AAGAAAUGGGCGUUUUGAAGAAACUGAACGUUUUGUAUUGCCACGGACUGGGUUCAUCAAUAAACUGUCGUCACGCAACUCAAUUGCAGACAUUUUUUGAAAAAUAUAAAGAUAUUUACUUUGAGAAAUUUUUGUACAAAAAUCCAGGAUCGUUGGAUUCUGUGUGGAGUGUGAAUGAUUGGAGAAAGGACGUGGAAAACCGAAUUGAUUCAAACAAUGAUCGAUGGAUUCUGAUGGCAACAAGUGGUGCUUGUCAUGCAGCAAUGAAUGUUGCAAAGAAUCGAAAAGAAAAGAUUGCGGGACUGUUUCUAAUGUGUCCAGGAUCUGGUCUGGAUAUGAAUUUCGUGAAUACAAUUCAACCUGGAGCUCUACAAUAUCUUAUGAAGAAAGGAUCCAUUAACUAUCCGGCUUCAAAAAAUGGUUAUCCAGCAUUACUCACUGUGGAAUGUCUCGAAGAAUUUUUAAAUACAGAUAUCUCCAAAACUUCACCAAAAGUAAUCGAUAUACAAUGCCCAGUUCUCACGGUUCAUGGAAUUGAAGACAAUAUUGUUCCUGUCGAGAAUUCAAAGAAACUGAUGCAACGAAUGGCAUCGACGUACAAAGAUUUCCAUCGAAUUCCUGGUGUUGAUCAUAAUUUCGACUUGGACGAAGAGGUUUUGAAGCGACUCGGACAAUUGAUGGAUGUAAUUCGAGAAAAUGAAUCAAAGAAGUUAAAAGCAAAGAUUUAAAUUAUUUAUUAAUACAUGUAUUGCUGAAAAAUAAACAUAAAUGAACAACU
Molecule: messenger RNA, 778 nt
Organism: Caenorhabditis elegans
Lineage: Eukaryota; Metazoa; Nematoda; Chromadorea; Rhabditida; Rhabditidae
Gene: C50B6.9
Product: Serine aminopeptidase S33 domain-containing protein
Exons: 5
Coding region: 6-728 (240 amino acids)
Source: RefSeq, marked reviewed